AUGGCUUCACUGAAGAAUGGGGUUCUUGUAAAGCUUCUAGAUGAUAUGGAAAUGGAAGAAAAGGAUUUGGACGAUGUGCAGAAACCUGCAUUGUUACAAAUUAGAAGCAUAAUUCCUGUAUUGGAAGAAGGUAAUCUAUGGCCUAAUAGAGGAUUUUUCUUAAAGGUUUCAGAUAUGGCACACCAAAUGUUUGUUUCUUUGCCUCAAGAAGACGAUGAGAUGAUUCUGGGUAACAAAUUAAAACUAGGGCAGUUUGUAUAUGUUCAAAAGUUGGAGAAGGCUAUUCCAGUUCCGUUGCUCAGAGGCAUAACCCCUGUUCCAGGGAGGCAUCCAUGUGAAGGAACUCCUGAAGAUAUAGUUUCACCUGGAAAUUUGAUGAAGUUUCUUCAGGCAUCUAACAUGGAUUCAAUUGUCGAAAAGGGUGUCAUUUUGGAGAAAAAGAUGUCUGAAACUUCAUCAGAUUCAAGCAAGUUAGCGCGAGGAUUUUCUGAUUCGGAGUCGUUAAUAAAAGGAACUGUGGGCUUGGAAGAUAGAUCUCGACAAAGAGUUCGCUCUUUGAGUGCUUCAAAAGCCCAUCCAGGUGAAAACAAGACAAAAAAAUGCCAUAUCGGAAUACCUCCUAUUGAGAAGAAAAGUUGUAAUGUUGGUGCCAAAGUGAAAAAAAGUAGGCCGAGUUCUGUUUAUAAUGAUAGUGAUUCAGAUGGUGUAAUAUCAUCAGCCUCAUCAACUCACACUUCAAAGAGAAGAAGCUGGACUGAGUCAGAUAUUUUGAAAGUGAAGGAAAUUUUUGAUUCUUCAGUUGUCAAGACUGAAAUUAGACCAACGUCUCGUAGCACAAAUGUUUCACCUGCACGUUCUGGGCGGUAUGGUAGCUCUGAUGACAAUUUGAGUUCCACGUCAAAAAGAAGAGAUGUUGCUUCGGCUAAAAGGAUAGUUAAGGUUUCCAACAAAGGCCAAACUCCUGCAUCAAAGGUUGAUAAUGUGCAGAUGCCAAAGUCAUUAUUCAGUUUAGUCCAUGACAGUAAAGGGGCAGAAAGCGGAAUAUCUUGGAGCUCCCUUCCAUCAAGCUUAGUGAAGCUUGGCAAGGAGGUUGUCAUGCAAAGAGAUGUUGCUCUGCUUGCUGCUGCUGAUGCUUUGCAAGAAGCUUGUGCCGCUGAAAGAUUGCUCAAUUCUCUAAGCACAUUUUCGGAGUUUCAUUCAGCAGAAGGAGAUAAUCUGCAACCUUAUGUCGAUAAAUUUUUUGAUCUUCAAGAUGAUUUAUUGCAUAGCAGGCUGAUAAUGCAGUCACUAACAAGCAUAAGUCCAAUCAAAACAUCAGAAACUGAUUUCUGUGGGACUAAUACAAUCAAGGAAACAUUGAAUAUCGCUCUCGAAAGAAACAAAAAUGCUGCUACAUGGAUAAAAUCAGCCGUAGCUCUUGAUCUUUCCCCCCACUAUGUGAGCGUCACUUUGCUGCCUAAUCAAACAGCUGCCACCAUCACGGUGAAGAAAUCUAGUCCGUCAAUUCGGAGUACUAAACCAAAAGGUGCGCGUAUCAUUAGAAAGAAUAGAAGCAGCGUUGAUGUUCCUCUUUUGUUGUCAUCUGAAACGGAUGACCAGCAUGAGUGGACUAGAGGAAGUAAUUUAAGUUCCGCUGCCAACCUGGCUACAUCAUUGCAGGACGAAUGUCAGAAAUUAUUUUUGAGUUUUGUGGAGAAAUACUUAGAUGAAAUUGAAAGAAAAAGCUCGUCCAUGGAAUUUGACAGCGACAUAGCUGGGAUGAUGUAUAAGGUUAAAAGGGUGAGUGACUGGUUAGACACGAUUGUAAAUAAAGAAGGAAAACCCCCAAAACCGAACACAAAGGAUGGAUUCGGAGGAGGUUCAUAUAAUUUGGAAGAUUCUGCAAAUGAAGCUUAUGGAAGGGUAAGAAACAAAAUAUAUGGGAUUCUGCUUAAGCAUGUUGAGAGGACUGCAGUGGCUUAUGCAAGUAACAAUGCAUAA
Molecule: messenger RNA, 1980 nt
Organism: Fraxinus pennsylvanica
Lineage: Eukaryota; Viridiplantae; Streptophyta; Magnoliopsida; Lamiales; Oleaceae
Source: the annotation of a GenBank genome assembly